Paramuricea clavata is the source of this 639-nucleotide messenger RNA. The record is from the annotation of a GenBank genome assembly. Lineage: Eukaryota; Metazoa; Cnidaria; Anthozoa; Malacalcyonacea; Plexauridae.
AUGAAGAAGAUAACGACCUAUAUUGAGGGUGCAGGGGUUACCCUGAAUUUACAGGAUCCACUGAUCCUUACCCAUGGAUCUGAACUUUACGUGAAGACUGCUGCCGUGUUUUGGAAUUAUAAGAACGUUCGCAAGGGUUACAAUGACUACAUCUCCGUAGAUGGGAAGAAGAUUAUGAUAGAUGAAGGGUACUGGACCUUUAAACAGCUUUGGAAAGAGUUGCAGAAAAACGGAUUGGCACUUAAGGAAUAUCCUGAUGGGAGGAUAAGGAUUGACUUUGCUAAGGGAACAAAUUCCGCAGGACUCCAAAAUCUCACGAGUAUUUUAGGAUACCGAUCCUCCAAUGGUCCCACAUACACCCCACAUAUCAGCGAUCGUCCCGUAGAUAUUCAUGAGGGCUUGCGAUACCUCACAGUCAGCUGUAACCUUGUGAACCGUGAGCAUAACAUUGGACCGUACGGAAAUCGGAGUACCGUCAUUACUUCCCUUCCCAUUGAUGGAACCAGACCUCUCUUCGGAACCACAACCAAAUACAAUGACAUUGAAAGUCAAGUACGGAUAGAUGCUGGAAAAUACAGUAAAAUUCGGUUUGAAAUUGUGUCUAAUACCGGAGCUGUUCCCGGAGAUGUUCUGUUAUAA